AAAAACACUAAAGGGGUAGCUAUGGAGAUGGAGCGUUUUCCUGGCUGCUUUCUUUGACAGGUGUUGAGUGGGGCAAAAGUCUUAAAACAGAAUUCAGCAUGUACGCCAAAGGUAAAGGAGCUGUCGUCCCUUCCGAUAGCCAAGCGAGAGAAAAGUUAGCUUUAUACGUCUAUGAGUAUUUACUGCAUGUUGGCGCACAGAAAUCCGCACAGACCUUCCUGUCAGAGAUCCGAUGGGAGAAGAAUAUCACACUUGGGGAACCGCCAGGAUUUUUACAUUCAUGGUGGUGUGUAUUCUGGGAUCUGUACUGCGCCGCCCCGGACCGGAGGGAGACAUGCGAACAUUCCAGCGAGGCCAAGGCUUUCCAUGACUAUAGUGCAGCCGCUGCUCCCAGUCCAGUGAUGGGUAACAUGCCACCCAAUGACGGCAUGCCAGGAGGACCCAUGCCCCCUGGCUUCUUUCAAGGUCCUCCAGGAUCUCAGCCUUCUCCUCACACACAGCCCCCACCACACAACCCCAGCAAUCCCAUGAUGGGACCCCAUGGACAGCCCUUCAUGUCUCCACGGUACCCAGGAGGCCCCAGACCUUCCCUCCGAAUGCCAAACCAGCCUCCCGGGAGCAUCCCGGGCUCUCAGCCCCUCCUUCCAAACAGUCUGGAUCCCACUAGACCUCAAGGACAUCCAAACAUGGGAGGUCCGAUGAGAAUGAACCCCCCACGAGGAAUGGGAGGCAUGGGCCCACAGAACUACGGCGGAGGGAUGAGGCCUCCUCCGAACUCCAUGGGGCCGGGGAUGCCAGGGAUGAACAUGGGCCCUAGUGGAAGAGGUCCAUGGCCGAAUCCCAACAAUAAUUCGAUAGCUUAUUCAUCCUCAUCUCCAGGAAACUAUGUGGGUCCCCCAGGUGGAGGUGGACCACCGGGAACUCCAAUCAUGCCCAGUCCUGGAGAUUCCACAAAUUCAAGCGAAAACAUCUACACAAUGAUGAACCCCAUUGGUCCAGGUGGAAACAGACCGAAUUUCCCAAUGGGACCAGGUCCGGAUGGACCAAUGGGAGGAAUGGGAGCAAUGGAGCAGCAUCAUAUGAACGGAUCACUAGGCUCUGGGGACAUGGAUGGGUUGCCAAAGAAUUCGCCUAACAAUAUGGCAGGCAUGAACAAUCCUCCCGGCACUCCACGGGAUGACGGCGAGAUGGCAGGCAACUUUUUAAACCCAUUCCAAAGUGAAAGUUAUUCACCCAACAUGACGAUGAGUGUGUGAUUUUUUUUUUUUUAAUCUUUCAUUUUACCUCUUCAUCUCCCUUUAUUUGAAUCCCUUCCUCCCCGACCACCAUGGUGUGUCUUGCGUUGCCCUCUUCCUCCUCCUCUUCCUUCCUUCCCUUCCUCCUCAUCCUCCUCUUCGUGGAUGGCUUGUGGUGCCACACAGCCCCUGGGGAUUCCCCUGGAAAGCAGGACUUCCCUUCGAGCCCCACAUCCCACUGCCUGUAAAAUGGGUGUGAGAGCGUGAAAGGGUCUCUAAACAGCAGGAAGGACCUUCUGCUCCAUCAAGAGCCUGCCUCUCCUUCAGCAAGAACCUUCUCAUGUAGGCCCCCCCAGGAUUGCGCUCUUCAUUUAGCUCUUUCCCACCCGGACGCCGCCAUCAGAUCAUGAACACGGAGGACUUUGCAGCUGUUGACUCACGUGGGACUUUUCAAAAACUCUCCUCUUGUGGCAGGCGUUUCAAAAGAAUGAACUGAUAAUGCUAUUUUAGGACAACUUUCAUUUAAUAUUUGUUUUGUUUUUGUGGGUGAUAAUAAUCUUAUUUUAAUACUUGCGAUUAUCCAGCUAAUGUAGGUAUGAAUUUUCCUUUCAAAGGGCACAUUGUAUCUUUGCAGCAGCAUCAAUGACGACAGAAGAAGCACACACCUGAGAAAUGCACAAUGACUUUCUGUUUACAUGAUUUGAGGCCGUUUGUUGUUUGUGUUUUUGUCUCAUUGCGUGGAUUUCCAUCAAACUGCGUUUCAAGGUGCAACUGACCUCCCAGCUAUUCUUCAUUGACAGAGAAGCAGCUACUUAACCACAUCAGCGUCAUGUAAUGGUGAUGUUGUUAAAAGAAAAUGUCUAUUUGUUCUGCUAUAGGUUGUCUGCAGAUGCACAUUGGAUGAUCAGCUGUUUAUCUGUCUUGUCUUAGAAAAAAUCCCCUCAUUUAUCUGUUUCACUUGCUACACAGUAGCUCAGUCGGGAUACUCUGACGGUCCUCACAGGAACUGCUCUCGGUAACUCAGUUUGUGAAUCUUAGAUUUCCCCUCAUCUGUAAAUAAUAGGUUUGGCUUGUGUUGUUCUUGUGUUCUUGUUAUUUACGAGUUGUCAGUGAAUCGUCCAACUUGGUUACAUUUUCUUUUUCUCUCUUCUGGACUUCCUGUGUGGUAAAGUUUCCAUCUGGGAUUCACUCAAAGAUCUGGACAGUGUCACAUUUUUGGUCCGGUGAAUCAUUUUAAACCUUGUGAUACUCUCACAAAACUUAACUUGCUUUCAAUUAUCAGGUGUAAGAUUCUCAGGGUGUGAUAAAAUCCUAAGGUAUCAAGAUGUUAACACCUAAAAAAAAUCUAAGCAAAACUGUUUAAAAUAAAGAAAAACAAAACAGUUACUACCCCGCCUCUCGCCCGGAACGUUAGCUGGAGAUAGGCACCAGCACCUCCUGACCCCACUAGGCACAAGGGUGUAAGAAAAUGGAUGGAUGGAUGGACAACAGUUACUCCCAUUUAAGCUAAAAUGCUACAGCAUUUAAAUAUUGUUACUUUGAUUUGCUUUAGGCAAAAAUAUGGAAUAAACUGGGUUUAAUU
Xiphophorus maculatus (southern platyfish) is the source of this 2817-nucleotide messenger RNA. It is a transcript of the gene ssbp4, whose product is annotated as single-stranded DNA-binding protein 3-like. Gene Ontology annotation, cellular component: nucleus. Gene Ontology annotation, biological process: positive regulation of transcription by RNA polymerase II. NCBI's taxonomy places the organism in Eukaryota, Metazoa, Chordata, Actinopteri, Cyprinodontiformes, Poeciliidae. Gene Ontology annotation, molecular function: single-stranded DNA binding; protein binding. The record is from RefSeq and is a predicted model, not a curated record. Bases 99 to 1256 code for a protein of 385 amino acids. The transcript has 17 exons.